Molecule: messenger RNA, 1169 nt
Organism: Cotesia glomerata
Lineage: Eukaryota; Metazoa; Arthropoda; Insecta; Hymenoptera; Braconidae
Product: protein obstructor-E
Exons: 5
Coding region: 132-827 (231 amino acids)
Cellular component (GO): extracellular region
Molecular function (GO): chitin binding
Source: RefSeq, a predicted model, not a curated record
GUCAUCGAUGUCGACAGUGUGUUGUCUGAUCAGAGAAAAGUAUAUACCUAACAGGUUUAACAUUUUUGUUGAAAAGAACGUAGCAUUUGCGCUUCUUUAUCUGUUCUCAUUGAAAUUUAAAUUUUUUAAUAAUGACAAAAAAUCUUAUUAUUGUUUUUUUCAUUAUCGGUGCUACAAAUGCAGUUUUCACUUGUCCAAAAAAAGAUGGUCAAUACGAAGAUCCUGUACAAUGUGAUAAAUACUAUGAUUGCGAAGACGGUAUUGCAACAGAAAAGUUAUGCCCAGAUGGACUGGUUUUUGAUCCAUUAAAUCGUAAAAUAAAUAAAUGUGAUCAACCUUUUAAUGUUGAUUGCGGGGAUCGUACAGAAUUACAACCUCCUCAGCCAAAUAAGAAAUGUCCUAGAAAAAAUGGAUUUUUUCCUCACCCAGAUAACUCAAUUUGCGAUGUCUUUUAUAAUUGCAUAGAUGGAGAGUCAGUCGAAAUCACUUGUACAACUGGCUUGCAUUUUGAUGAAUACUCUGGUAUAUGUGUGUGGCCAGAUAGUGCCAAUCGUCAGGGCUGUGGGGCAGUAAAUAAGACUCUUAAAGAUGGUUUUGAGUGUCCAAAAGAGCAACAAAUUGAUGACAGAGGUCAGGUUGUCGAUCAUCCAAAAUAUGCUCAUCCUGAAGAUUGUCAAAAAUUUUACGUUUGCUUAAAUGGAGAUACUCCUCGCGAGCAAGGUUGUAGUGAUGGCACUGUCUACAAUGAAGAUCAGCAAAGAUGUGAUGUACCAGAAAAUGUACCAGGAUGUGAGGAUUGGUACAAAACAGAUGAAAAAAAGGCUUAAAUUGAUUUACACUAACUAUUCACUAUUAGAUGAUAUUGUCCAUGUGUAACUCUAUCAUCGAUACAAAUUGGCAAACAUAAAUUUCAUCACCCUGAAUAAUAUAAUUUUAUUCGAUAGAUUCAGCGUGACUUGAAUACAUCUUAAAACUAAAAUAAAUUGAUCGCAUAAAGUUGUGGAGUACUGUUACAUACACAAUAAGCUUAGAAAUGGAUAUAUUAUUAAACUAUGUAUUUAUAUGACAUGUAUUAGAUCUUAAUUUAGGUAAACAUUUUUUUUAAUAUUACUGAACUGAACCUAAUGACUGUAGACAAGUAAAAGGUAUCAAUAAAUACUCAAUAAUAA